UACCGAUGCCCGUUUCCUUUGCUCGGUGAGAAACUUUUGCGCUCUCGUUCUUCUCUUCACUUCCACUCUUUUUUUUUCAGCACCAACGCUGCUGGGCAGCCGGCCAUAUUGACACUACCGACUUUAAUACUCACCGUCGACUAAUACAUCUCCAUUAUGUUCUUCACACGCGCCCUAGUUGGCACUCUGCUUGCUGCUGGACACGCAACUGCUUUCAAGGGUCGUCAGGUGAACGCUCUUCUUCAGCCGGGUCUGGAUAUGGAGGAAGUACUUCGACGGGACGCAGGGCGCAUGGCCACCCUUACUCGACGACAAGACGCAAACCCUGCCGACACUGCGCCGCUGGCCUCAUUAACACCAUCGACUGGUGACGCAUCGAAUGUGAACCUGGCUCAAUGGGAGGAGCAGACAAGGACGGCGUGCAUGAGGACCCUAAGCAAUCUCAACGGCCAAGCAUCAAACCCAAGUGGAAUCGCCGUCUGCUACAACCUACCGUUCCUCGACAACACGACUGGUGUCUUCCAGGCCGAACUCCGAAUGUAUAAUGUCUCCGCUCCUAUUGAUCCAUGGGUUGGCGUCACUGCCGCCGACGUGAGCAUGACGCUAUCCUACCUUGGCGCAACCGUACAGAACAUGCAAGGCAACUUUGCGAAGCGAGAGGUUGUCGCAUCAAUCAGUGAAGGCAAGCUGGUUGAGAGACAGGACAUCAACGGCAUGACACAGUUGAAGGUCCUCAUGUACGUAGGAAGGAUCAACGAGAAUCUCAUGGGCUCAGCCAUGACCCAAGAAUCGCUGCAGCCUCUUCUCGUUCCACAGAUUGAUCUCGCUGCCAGGAACCCUGUCACUGGCCGGGACGUCGAGACUACGCUUUCAUCUCAAGAAGCGUCAUUCGUCAACGGUAUCUUUUCUCGCGCCGGCAAUGCCCCUACCAACGCCGAUCCUCAAGCGGCCGCAUCCGCAUCUGCCGCCGUCGCCUCUGCUGCGCCAUUCGUCGUUCCCGGAACCGCCUUGGCCUUCUUCCCCAUCGGCCUCGUCGUCACUUCAGUCUGGGCCUUCUUCUUUUUCCUCGCUGUCGGCUUCGGAACAUACGGCCGAAUCCAAUACCGCGACCAAUACAGGAGGCGUGUAAGAGCUGAGUUGGCUCGUGGUGUCCGUACCAUUUAAUCCAACCUACUCAUCUCUCUCUUCCUCCACAAACCCCCUCAACCUUUCCCUAAAUUGAAAAUUUCGUUAUAUUUUUUCAUGUUUAAACCCAAAGGUUUUUAUCCACCAGGAAUAAAAAAAGGGUUUAAGCUACUAUGAAGAUUACGUUCGCUUGGAUACCCCUUCCACUUUAUACAUAUUUGUACAUAAUUUUGGUUAGGGCGUGUGUGUGGUGUAGCGGGUCGUUUAUCUCUCUCAUCCCUACUAAUCACUCUACUCCUCCUUACUCCUCCUCCUUUCCAUUUUUCCUUUUCUCCGUAUCCUCCCCCCAUCCUGGCGAUGAGAGUUCCCCCCUCCCCCCAAAAUAUAAAAAAGAAAACAUUAUAUAAGAAAGAGAGAGAUAUCUUCAAAAC
This is a messenger RNA of Bipolaris sorokiniana ND90Pr, 1556 nucleotides long. RefSeq lists its product as uncharacterized. The record is from RefSeq and is a predicted model, not a curated record. Bases 157 to 1164 code for a protein of 335 amino acids. Lineage: Eukaryota; Fungi; Ascomycota; Dothideomycetes; Pleosporales; Pleosporaceae. The transcript is spliced from 2 exons.